This is a messenger RNA of Cygnus olor (mute swan), 1176 nucleotides long. RefSeq names its product translation initiation factor IF-2-like. Lineage: Eukaryota; Metazoa; Chordata; Aves; Anseriformes; Anatidae. The record is from RefSeq and is a predicted model, not a curated record.
UUCCUUUUUGAUUUUAUUGAAGCCCAAUACAAAAGCAGAACAAACAUUUUAAAUAUAACUAAUACUAAUAACAGGUGACAAUAAAUUAACUUCUUAACGUGGAGAAAAAGGCAGAAAUAGCACCCUUUCAUGGUGUUGGCUCUUAAUGCUUCGACCCUGCCAUAACAUCCGAUAACGUGGAAGGAGGAAAUUUAAGAUAUUUUCUGGUAAGGACUGACGACCCUGCGGGCACCCCCCAGCAAGGGGGCACAGCCCGUGCCGCUCAGUUGUGUGCCCAGCUCCGCAGCGGAGCCCCGCGGUACGAGUUGCCGCUGACACACGACCCCACAUACCCCCGGGCGGCGUUUCGGCGUUUCACGAGGCGAUUUUUGUUAAAAAUAGUGCAAAAACAGAGGCGGGGAGCGCUCCCCUCAGCCCCCAGCCGCCAUCUUCCCGCCGCUCUCCACAGCUCGCCCGCCGCCCUGCCCGGCCCCGCGGGGCGCCCUUCGCCCCGCCUCGGUCACUUUUCCCCGGCUCCGGGCUUCCCACCCGGCACGGCCCUUCCCCGGCGGGCCGCUACGGGACAGGGGGGACGGCGGGCACCGCCGGGAGCCGUCCCUUCACCGGGGGUAAGCGCCGGCUGCGCCUACAGGUCCCGGCAUGCCGCCGCCUCCCGGCCCCGGGGCCGCCGGCACCCACCGCCGCCCCAUUGUGCUCCAGCCGGAGCGAACGUCGCCGCGCUCCGCUCGGGCUCCCUCCCCCCCCGUCCGCCUUCCAAGUGGUCCCGUCCACAGCUCCGCUCGGCGCCCGGCGGAAGGUCCCAUCCGUGGGAAACGGGAGGGGCCGGCGCGGCUGGGCGAGGCGGAGAGCGGAACGGAGCUCUCCCCCGAGGCCGGGCUAGGCGCUGAUUAGCGUGACGGGCGACCAAUAGGAUGAGGGAACCGUGGGGGAAAGCCAAUAGGAGGGACGCGGGGGCGGGCCUCUUCCCGAGGCCGGGGCGGCGGGUGCCGCGCCUGCGUAGGGAGGGCGGGGGGAGGGCAGGAGGAGGAGGGGACUACGUCGUGUCCCUGUGGCGGUGGCGCCCGGGGAGGGUCGGGCGGAGGGAGGGGAGAUGGAGGGGGCGGCCGGGCGGCUCUGAGCGGGGUGGGGAGCCGGGAGCCGGGCCGGGAGCCGGGCCGGCAGCGUGAGGAGAGGCGA